AUGUUUUUCUGGUUGCAGUUGACGAAGGGACAAGGAAACGACUCGCUGAGAGUUCUCAGAGAUUCAUUAUUGGACUCCUCAUCUCUAGCUCUUUUCAUGAAUUUGAUUUCGCAGCAGUUGCUCAUCCUAUGCAAUGUGCACACCAUAACUAAAUAUCAAUGCAAUAUAUUACAAGCUUGUUCUAGCUCUAAGUACGUCGCUGAAGGUCUAGACACCAAUAUCCUCGUUCCAGUCUUGUGGUCUUUCCUUGAUAAACUUGGCCAUCAAGUCUUUGCACUCCUGGUUGUUGAGGUUCACCACCUCAAUUCCCAGCUUGCGAAUCCAGUCCUCGGCCCCCAUAAAAGUCUCGUUCUCUCCCACCACCACACGCUUGACUCCGUACAUAAUACAGGCGCCGGAGCACAUGGAACAUGGAGACAAAGUGGUGUACAUGGUGCAGUUUUUGUAAACGCUGCCCUUGAGACGACCAGCGUUUUCCAACGUCGAGAUCUCACCAUGCAAAGUGGCCGAGUCCUUCUGGAAACGCAAGUUGUGGCCACGGCCGAGAACAGUGCCGUCUUCACUGAUCAAGGCUCCACCAAUAGGAACUCCGCCUUCUUCGUAUCCUGGUCUUAG
Molecule: messenger RNA, 615 nt
Organism: Meyerozyma guilliermondii ATCC 6260
Lineage: Eukaryota; Fungi; Ascomycota; Pichiomycetes; Serinales; Debaryomycetaceae
Exons: 1
Coding region: 1-615 (204 amino acids)
Source: RefSeq, a predicted model, not a curated record